Messenger RNA from Cheilinus undulatus (humphead wrasse), 3398 nucleotides. It is a transcript of the gene cwc22, whose product is annotated as CWC22 spliceosome associated protein homolog. The coding region runs from base 95 to 3154 and encodes 1019 amino acids. Gene Ontology annotation, cellular component: catalytic step 2 spliceosome. The transcript has 20 exons. Gene Ontology annotation, biological process: mRNA splicing, via spliceosome. The record is from RefSeq and is a predicted model, not a curated record. Lineage: Eukaryota; Metazoa; Chordata; Actinopteri; Labriformes; Labridae. Gene Ontology annotation, molecular function: RNA binding; protein binding.
CGGAAGUACUCUUUGUUUUAUUGUAGGAAGUUUUCCGAUAGAAGAACGACACUGAUUUAACCGAAGGUGCUGAGAAGUCGGAGAACAGAUCGAGAUGAACUCUCCAGACAAAAGUCGAAGCCCCAGUCCUGCACAGAAAGACCACAGUGGACCCUCAGAGGAAGAAUCCAGUCCAGUGGCAGAGAGGCCCCAAGAGAUUGACAAGGUUGCACAAAGCCCCAAAGAGAGGACAUCUCCACCGUCCAGUCCAGCAGACCGGCCCUCCUCCAGGAGCCCUGCUUCAGGGAGCCCCGCCUCCAGCAGUUCAGACGACAGCAGCAGCAGUGAUGAUGAAGAUAGUGGGGCUAUGAGGAAAAUUAGGAGCAGUGUGGCUCAAAUCAAAAGAUCAAGAUCAAAGUCCCCAGAGAAAGACCGAUCCAUGUCUAAAGAGCAAGAAAGAUCCAGGUCCAGAUCCAGGUCCAGACAAGGAGACAGGUCCAGGUCCAGGUCCAGACAGAGAGACAGAUCUAGAUCAAGGUCCAGACAGCGAGACAGAUCCACAUCCAGGUCCAGACAGAGAGACAGAUCUAGAUCCAGGGGACGAGACAGAUCAGCAUCAAGAGAAAGAGACAGAUCCAGGUCUAGAGGACGUGACAGGUCUGGAUCAAGAGGGCGGGACAGAUCUCGGUCCAGGGAGAGAGACAGGGACCGCUACAACAGAGGACGUUAUAACAGGGAUCGCUAUGAUGACCGCAGAGAUGACAGAGGUGGACGCUCUGACAGGCGAAGAGAUCUGGAUGGCGACACAGAUCGCAGGAGGCACGGCCGCUGGACCACCCCUCCACCCGAGAAAGAGCCAGACGCAGCUGAAGAGCCCCCUCUGAAGAAGAAGAAAGAGGAGCUCGAUCCAAUUCUGACGAGGACGGGAGGAGCUUAUAUCCCACCUGCCAAGCUGCGAAUGAUGCAGCAGCAAAUCACAGACAAGAGCAGCCUGGCCUAUCAGAGGAUGAGCUGGGAGGCUCUAAAGAAGUCCAUCAAUGGUCUCAUCAACAAAGUCAACGUGUCAAACAUGGUCCACAUCAUUCAGGAGCUUUUGCAGGAGAACAUCGUCAGAGGGAGGGGUCUGCUGGCUCGCUCAGUGCUGCAGGCUCAGGCAGCGUCUCCGAUCUUCACUCAUGUUUACGCCGCUGUUGUCGCCAUCAUUAACUCCAAGUUCCCUCAGAUUGGAGAGCUGAUUCUCAAACGCCUCAUCUUGAACUUCAGGAAAAGCUACCGCCGCAACCUCAAGCAACAGUGCCUGACAGCCUCAAAGUUUGUGGCUCAUCUCAUCAACCAGAACGUGGCCCAUGAGGUUUUAUGUCUGGAGAUGCUCACUCUGCUGCUGGAGCGUCCAACAGAUGACAGCGUGGAGGUCGCCAUCGCCUUCCUUAAGGAGUGCGGCCUCAAACUGACCGAGGUGUCCCCAAGAGGAAUCAAUGCCAUAUUUGAACGACUCAGAAAUGUCCUUCAUGAGUCCAGCAUUGAUAAGAGGGUCCAGUACAUGAUCGAGGUGAUGUUUGCCAUCAGAAAGGACGGUUUCAAAGACCACCCAGUGAUCCCAGACGGCCUGGACCUAGUGGAUGAGGAGGACCAGUUCACCCACAUGCUGCCGCUGGAUGACGAAUAUAACCCAGAGGACAUUCUGAAUGUGUUCAAGCUGGACCCAGAUUUUCUGGAGAAUGAGGAAAAAUACAAAACCAUUAAAAAGGAAAUCCUGGACGAGGGCAGCAGUGAUUCAGGGGAGGAUGGAGAUGGAAGUGAUGAUGAUGAAGAUGACGAAGAUGAGGCAGAGGAAGCAGAGGGAGAUGAUGAAAAGGUCACCAUCUUCGAUCAGACUGAAGUCAACCUUGUGGCUUUCAGAAGAACUAUCUACCUCGCUAUCCAGUCCAGUUUGGACUUUGAGGAGUGCGCUCACAAACUGAUUAAGAUGGACUUUCCUGAGAGCCAGACGAAGGAGCUGUGUAACAUGAUCCUGGACUGCUGCGCUCAACAGAGGACCUACGAGAAGUUCUUUGGACUGCUGGCCGGGAGAUUCUGCUUACUGAAGAAGGAGUACAUGGAGAGUUUUGAGGGGAUUUUUUCAGAGCAGUACGACACAAUCCACCGACUAGAGACCAACAAACUGAGAAAUGUGGCUCGACUGUUCGCUCACCUUCUCUACACUGACUCUGUGCCUUGGAGCGUGUUGGAGUGUAUCAGGAUGAGUGAGGAGACGACAACGUCAUCCAGCAGAAUCUUUGUAAAGAUUCUUUUCCAGGAGCUCUGUGCUUACAUGGGACUCCCCAGACUCAACCAAAGGCUCAAAGACUCGACACUGCAGCCGUUCUUUGAAGGUCUGUUUCCCCGAGAUAACCCAAGAAACACUCGCUUCGCCAUCAACUUCUUUACCUCUAUUGGGCUGGGAGGUCUCACGGAUGAGUUGCGGGAACACUUGAAGAAUGCCCCCAAGAUGAUCAUGACCCAGAACCAAGAGGUAGAAUCCUCUGACUCCUCUUCAUCCUCAUCCUCCUCAUCUUCAUCAGACUCCUCCUCCUCAGACUCGUCAAGUGAAUCAGAUUCAGACUCCUCAGACUCUUCCUCCAGCAGCAGCAGCUCAGACUCAGACUCCAAACACAGGAAAAAGAGGAAGAGGAAAGGACAAAGUGAGGAGAAGAAGAACAACAAACAGAAAGAAAAGGUCAAGAAGAAGAAGGAGAAACCAUCCGACAAGAAGCGAUCAGGACGAAAGAGCGACAGCGACGAACACAGCGAAGAUGAGAGGCAAAAGAGGAAGGACAGGAAAGGCCGUGAACGGGAGGUAGAGGAGAGGGAGCGUGCACGUGAUAAAGAGGAGCGAGUGCGUGCACGUGAUAAAGAGGAGCGAGAGCGUGCACGUGACAGUGCCCGACGAAACAGACGAGACGAAAGGGAGGAAGAAGAGGCGCAGCUGGAUGAGGACAGGAGGCGAAAAAUAGAUGCUCAAAGCCGACAAAGAGAUGGGGAGAGGGAAAGAGACAGAGGAAGGGACAGAGAGAGGGAGAGGGUGAGGGAAAAUGAGGAUAAGCGGGAAAGUGAAAGGGAACGAGAGAGGCAGAGGGAUAGAGAGAGGAAUAAAGAGAACAGAGACAGGAACAGAGAGGAGAGGAGGAGGAGAUAAAGCUCUCCAUCCCUCCGUCCUGAAGCAGCAUUGAUGGACUUUUGAUUGACAGAUGUCUAAGCCUUCAUCUUUCUUGCCGUCAUCCCUCUCUUCUUCACUUCAUCCUGUCUCACUCUGGUGAUUAGGAUUUGGGCCCCGUCUUUCUCUGUGUCUCUCCUCUGCCUGUCUGUAUUUUGUAUUAAUAAUUUUUGUUGUAAUGAAAUGUGAAAAAAAAAACAUUAAAGUUGCUUUAGAUGUUUUUUAA